Molecule: messenger RNA, 1809 nt
Organism: Phanerochaete carnosa HHB-10118-sp
Lineage: Eukaryota; Fungi; Basidiomycota; Agaricomycetes; Polyporales; Phanerochaetaceae
Exons: 3
Coding region: 1-1809 (602 amino acids)
Source: RefSeq, a predicted model, not a curated record
AUGAUUGAAGAUGGCCCACAUCCUGAGUUACAGUGUCUGCGAAAGCAGCUGCAAGACAUGCUCGCUUCAAUGUCAAGCUUCGGUCCGACGCUGCCCAAACCACCCAUCAUCGACUCGUCCUUCGACUCCUCAGCUGAUGAUGUCCCGCGGCGGGAAGCAGUGCGGGGCAUGCGUAUAUUCAAGGACUCUGUAAAGCGAGACUUGGAUGUGCUCGAGAAGUUCCUGGCAAAUAUCGAGUGCGCUCGUCUUCCAGCACUGUCCACAAAUGCACCAUAUCUCAUUUCUGUGUGGAAGGAAGCGAUCUCUGCACCGGCGCCCGUCACUGCCAUCUGGAGCACCUACUCGGAGAGCGGCACGGCGUUGCAUCCGCGCAAACGUGGUCUGCCAAAGGAGGCGGGUGUCAAGGUUGACGUCGUCGCAGACGGUGGAAGACGGUGGACACGAGUGAAUACAACAAAGAAUUCACGCAUGCUCGCCGAGUUCCGCGAAAUCGACUCGUACUUGACAGAUUCGGAGGGCGACGAUGACGAAGAUGAGCUACCUAGCCUCGCCCAGACAAAGUUCGACAACUCGGUUCUUCGAAUGGGUCGCUCAUUGCUCGCUGCGGCGAAAGAAAACCCGGUGCCUGGUACGAGCGACAUACCUCUGGUAACGCUAUGCCUCACUCGCCUGGACCCAUCUCCCCAAGAUUCAAAGGAGCACGACCCCAGGAUUCCAAGGACGAUCGAAGAACUUCGUGCUAUGGGCAUCGAUGUGCAACUCGGAGAACGAGAGGACCGUCUUCUGUGGGAACCGUCAGACAACACUGUAUAUAACCCCCGCGCCUUCCAUCCAACCUUCCGCGUAAACUUGGACCUGUCUAUCCUGAUUGCACUGGUAUCAGACCUCACUCAUGCUCCACUACCUACAUCGCCCGAAGAUGCCAACGCACGCUUUACGCCCGGCGCGGAAUACGUCGAGUGGAAGAAGAAACGCAUUAUGAUGCUAAGAAAUGGUGGUUCUCUUCCUGCAGACGACGAGAUCGGCGAGCCGACUGGGAUGGACUUCGUUGGCCGACCGUCCCGGGCAUUGGUGACACAGGUGCUGCAAGAGAUGAGCAAGGGCCUGCUCGACGACAUGUCUGAGCGUUUGUCAGCAGUCAUCGGCUCUGCAGAGUUCUGGACUACUCCCGAGGCGAAGGAACGAUGUCUGCAGAUCGUCAGGAAGAUCGGAGGCCCCAAGGAGCUGCGCCGCGCCGAGGCGCUCUUCGCGGGGGACAUCGCCUCUGCCGAAGCGGACUACUGGGAUGGGUCUCGUUACCCUAAGGGUUUUAUCUCCUUGCUACCCGUUUGCCUGCUUCCCGCUGGCCAACUAAACGACACCCAGCAGCCGCCAGCGCGCGAUGAAUCUGGACGACCGCUCUCCCCAUUCUUCCGCACCUUAGCACGUACUUGCCGUACCAUUCUGCGCGAAGAGACGACCCCUCAUCCUAAGUCUCCAUUCUCUCCUGUCGCUAGCGAGCGAGCAGCAGAUGACUGCGACGAGAUCCAGCGUGCUACAGUCACGAAGACGAACCCGAAGCUGACGGCACACACCGUGCAGAGCUUGCUCUGGGGCGCCGUUUAUGGCUGGACGACACUCACGGCAAAUAAGACAAGCAUCAAGGCCAUGCUUAAGGAGAUGAGGGCGGGGCGGAAUGGCGCACUCUGGGAUCGGUCUGAUGAGACUCUGGUGAAAGACGCUGGUAACGACGCCGACACCGCUGCUAUCUGGAUGGUGGACCCGCGAAGUCUGGCGGAGGGCAUGAGGGCGGAUUUCAGCUCGUCAUAA